AGCGCGUUCGGGUGUCUCCGGCACGGCAGUGACGCCCCGGUGAAGGGAGGGUGCUCGUGGUAUCCCGCCUCAGCCGGACAUGCGGCUGCUCUCGCGAGCUCUCCGCGCGGCUCAGGGCUGCCGGGCCGCCGCGCUGCCCCCUCGGAGCCUCCGGGCAGGGCCGGCCGGGAGCAGCGCAGCGGGGAGAUGUCCACCCCAGCCGUGCCGCAGGCUGAGCGCCCGGCCCGGCCUGGACGAGCUGUUCGCCGCCCCGUCCUUGCGCCGGCUGCUGGAGGCGCGGGCGCAGGGCGCGGGCGGGGCGGCGCCGCAGCUGGCGGCGAGGGUGCGGCGGCUGCGCGACAAGGAGCGCGAGCUGCGCGACACGCGCGAGCUGGCGCGGCAAGAUGAGAAUGAAGAUUUACGGAAGCUUGCAGAAAUGGAAAUUGCCUCCUGUGAAGAAGAGAUAGCUGAACUGAAACAACAGAUAGUGUUGCUUUUGAUUCCUUCAGAAGAAACAGAUGAAAGUGAUCUGGUCAUGGAAGUAACUGCUGGAGUUGGAGGGCAGGAAGCCAUGCUGUUCACUUCGGAGAUAUUUGAUAUGUAUCAACGAUAUGCUGCCUAUAAAAAAUGGAAAUUUGAAGUAUUAGAAUACUUUCCCAGUGAAAUAGGUGGCCUAAGACAUGCAGUAGCCAGUAUAGCAGGUCUGGAGGCUUACAAAUACAUGAAAUUUGAAGGAGGAGUGCAUCGUGUUCAGCGGGUACCGAAGACAGAAAAACAAGGACGCAUUCAUACCAGCACAAUGACUGUUGCAAUAUUACCCCAACCCACUAAGAUGAGGCUGCAAAUUAAUCCAAAAGAUCUACGGAUAGAAACAAAGCGAGCUAGUGGAGCUGGAGGCCAGCAUGUCAAUACCACAGAUAGUGCUGUAAGGAUAGUUCAUAUUCCAACAGGGAUCGUGUCUGAAUGUCAGCAAGAAAGAUCUCAAAUUAGAAACAAAGAGAAAGCUAUGCAAAUGCUAUGUGCUAAACUCUACAAUGCCAAACUAGAAGAAGAAACUAAAAAGAGAAACAGUGUUCGAAAGAUUCAGAUUGGGACUAAAGGAAGAUCAGAGAAGAUCAGAACAUACAACUUUCCACAAGACCGGAUUACAGACCACAGAAUAAGCAGAUCAGUGCAUCACAUUGAAUCUUUCAUGCUAGGAGAAGAAAUGCUAGAUGAAAUGAUACAAACUCUGAGAGAAUAUGCUGAUUUUGAAUCUUUAAUGGAAAUUAUUUCAGAAAAUGAAAAAAAAAAUUCCUCCUGAACAUUACUCUUUAUCAGCCCAUUAGAACAGAUGUUGUAAGGUCUGCAAGGAAGCUUCUUGGAAUACCACCGAGAAAAUGGAACUGCUUUUCAGGUCAUGAAAAACACCACAACUUCUUUCCUCGUGACUAAUAAACAGUUUUCUUACUUGCUGAGUAAAAGACUUUAUUAUCUUCAUAUGAGAUACAUUAUUGCUGCAGCAGUCCAUUUGAAAAGUAAAUUUGACUGCGUCAGAAGGAACUGCGGUUUUUAGUUUUCUCCACUGAGAAGAUACUGAUACACCACUCUUGAAAGGUAUGCGCACAUUAAAAAAUUAGCUAUUUGUAGUUCCAGUUUUCGUUUAAACAAUAGCUUAAACAUCAGUACAGUGUCAAAUAGCUUACUUGAGAGAUCAAGAAAAAACUUAAUUUCUUUGAGUGAUUCUACCUAUAUGCAUAUCUGUUAAUCAAUUAAAAUGUCAUGAGAGGGAGUCUAAGUGUAUCUUCAUCAUGUUUUCAUGCCCUUCAGAACAGAAGUCUAGGAAUAUCCCUUUUUCCAGAAAAAAAAAAAGCUGUGGAAGCCAAGUGACAAAUCAUAUGAGUUGAUUUUUGAAAGAAUGUUUCUGUUCUUGAGUCCAAAGUGAAUUGUUACAGUAUUGUUCGGCUGAUACUUUAGUCUCCACUUCGCUUCGCUUGAGUUUCUGCUUUAUGCUUUUAAUUGACCCUCCAAUUUAUUGAUUUUCUAAAAGUUACAUGGUGUGACAGACAUCUUAGUGUUUUUGUCUAUCUAUUUAACAGCAUUGUAAGGCAUUCGAUACCUUUAUCAGCUUUGUUUUUUAGUAAACACUGCAUGGUAACUA
Molecule: messenger RNA, 2119 nt
Organism: Corapipo altera (White-ruffed manakin)
Lineage: Eukaryota; Metazoa; Chordata; Aves; Passeriformes; Pipridae
Gene: MTRF1L
Product: mitochondrial translational release factor 1 like
Exons: 7
Coding region: 80-1282 (400 amino acids)
Biological process (GO): translational termination
Molecular function (GO): translation release factor activity
Source: RefSeq, a predicted model, not a curated record